Messenger RNA from Syzygium oleosum, 1489 nucleotides. Its product is annotated as BRASSINOSTEROID INSENSITIVE 1-associated receptor kinase 1-like. Gene Ontology annotation, molecular function: ATP binding; protein kinase activity. Lineage: Eukaryota; Viridiplantae; Streptophyta; Magnoliopsida; Myrtales; Myrtaceae. Gene Ontology annotation, biological process: protein phosphorylation. Bases 251 to 1405 code for a protein of 384 amino acids. The transcript has a single exon. The record is from RefSeq and is a predicted model, not a curated record.
AAUUUGGAAGCUUCGAGGCAAUGAAACCUCUCUCUCUCUCUCUCCACGAAGCAGCUGCUCACAGGAAGUCUUUGGGUCUUUGACUUCAGCCUGCAAUUCAAUGUCUUUUCCUUCCAUUUCAUUCAUUCGCUCCAAUCAAAAGCAGUUGUGGGAGAGACGGGCACAAUCCGAACUGGAGUUAUGAAAACUUUGUGUACAAGCAAUCACAAUCUAUCGAGAGAAACCAUCUAGCUUAUACGAAUUUGAGAAGAUGGUGUUCAAUCUCCGAACCUUCAGUUUUACUGAGUCUGUUCAAGGUGACCCAACACCUCCUCCAACAACACCUCCCAAAAGCUUCUCCCUAAGGGAGCUCCGAGUCGCCACAGACAACUUUAGCCACGACAACUUCUUGGCGGAAGCUAGAUUCGGGAAGCUUUACCGGGGGCGUUUGGCUGAUGGUUCGGUAGUGGCAGUAAAGAGAGCGACCUUUGUCGAUCGAUGGAGGGAAGAGCAGUUUGAAGCAGAAGUGCAACUGGGAAGCUCGACGCACCCUAAUGUGCUAUGCGCAAUCGGCUUUUGCAGGACCAAGAAAGAGCUUGUACUGGUCUAUCCCUCGAUGAUCAACUGCAGCCUAGCUUAUCAUCUCAGACAUAGACGGGAUCGGUCCAUCCGACCCCUCGAUUGGACGACUCGGAAGCGUAUAGCCUUGGAAGCAGCAAGAGGUCUUGCGCACCUACAUGAUCAAGGCAACAUUAAGAUCGUGUACCGCGACAUUUCCACUUCAACUAUAUUGCUGAAUACCCAAUUUGAGGCCGUGAUAGGAGGUUUUUGGUUUAAGGGAAGUACUUUUCCUAUUCUCAACCCCCCUGUGAGAGUCUCAUCCUCAUCCCAAGGAAAAGAUUCGCAUGAUUCUGAUUCCUCUUCUCAAACUCAUCAUCUCAACAAAGACUCCUAUGUUGACACCACCAAUGCCUCCAGCGGUGUUGAGUUAAUUGACCCGGAGGGGUGGCUCACAGGGAAGCGCGUUCCGAAGAAGGAUGUUCACGCCUAUGGGAAAAUGCUUCUUGAGCUCAUCUCUGGACAGCCAUAUUUAAAACUUGAUGUGUCUGCGUAUAAUAAAAAUCUCAGUUUGGAGCAAUGGAUUGGUCGAUUUAUGGGCAAGAACGAGUUGGGAAGAGUGAUCGAUCCCAAUUUGCACGGGAAGUAUGUGGAAAAAGAAGCAGAGCAGCUAGUCCGACUAGCAUUAUUGUGUGCGGACAGCGAUCCAUCUGUCCGACCCGAGAUGUCAGAAGUGGUUGCAAUGAUCGAAAGCCAAAUGCUUGGGCGGGAUCAUAGCAGCAGGAGCAAUUGGAGUGGAAGCGAGUAUGAUUCAACUCCUUACUAUUCCUUACCUCCUUCUCCUUCUCUCUCAUUGGAGAUAUGCUAAAUCUCGAUCACCGUUGUCUUCUACAGGCUCAGCUUUUGUUUGUAUGAUCUUUGUUUUGUGACAUAUAUUACAUGCUUUACCUUA